UUGGGCUUUUAAAUUUACAAAUGGGAAAAAGUAAAGCAAAAUUUUUAAAUCUGAAUUUUAUAUCAAUAAAAUUAUCUAAAGAUUAUUCAUGCUUAUUUGUUAAGAAGAAUCAAAGCUUUAAUAUAAAUGGAUAUUUAAUAUAUCAAGUUGUUAGUGGUGAUUCUAGUAUUUUUGGAUAUAAAAGUAUUAACAAAUCUUCUCCAGUCAUUUUAUUUUCAUUUCCAACUACUGGUACCUAUCAGGUUGUGACAGGAUAUAGUAAUUACCUGGAUAUUCCUAAUUUAUCAAAACCUCUUCUGGAUUAUACAAUUAUUCUAAUACAAGAUUUAAAACACAUUCUUUAUAUAUCAAAUAAAAAUGAUAAAGCAAACAACAAAAUAAAUUUUAUUUCUAACAAUAACAAUAGUGAAAAUUCAGUUAAAAUACCUUUGUUAACAGACAUAAAAUCUUUUUUACUAUCAGACAAAUUUAAGGGCAUAUUUCAUAAAUUUUCUUUAAUAAGUUAUCAAAUAAAAAAUAUCUUUUAUUUUGAAUAUUUAAAAAAUAUAUUACCCAAAUUUUUUAAUGCAACCCAAUUCCAAAUAUUAUAUAAUCCAGUUUUGCCAGAUAAGUGUUCUUCAAAUGAUAAAAUGGAUAAUUUUAUAUUUUUAAAUUCCAAUUUUAAUGAAAUUUUCCAAGACACAUACGAUUCUAUAAAUGAUGAUGUAAUAAUUAAUAGCCAAGUUAUAAAGGGAACUCAUAAAUCCACUAGCAAUAUGGAGCAAGAGGAUAUUCAGAUAAUUGCAUGCAAAAUAUCUAUACCUGAGAUUGAAAUACUAUAUGAAGCAAACACGAAAGAGACAAUAAGUAAAAUUCCAAAUCUCUUAAUAACAGAAGAUACUUCUGCCACUCAAAUUACUAAUGACUUUUUCCAUAAUCCAUUUAUUAUCCCUUCAUGUGAAAAUCAUAUUAACUCUAUGUUACAAGCACAUUGUCCAAACUAUCCCAAGUUUUUAGUAUGUGGUAAGCUAGGAGCUGGGAAAUCUACUUUUGCCAGAUAUCUGCUAAAUCGCCUAACUACCAAUUUUGAUGAUAACAUAUUAUAUACAUAUAAUUACCCAUCUAAUAGUAAAAUCGCAAAUGAUAUGCCAGAGAAACAACAAAAUUUUGAAGGUAUUAUAUGGAUGGAGUGUGAUGUUGGCCAGCCUGAAUAUCAUCCACCUGGUAUAAUUUCUUUAGUUCUUAUUAAAAGAGCUAUUAUUGAUGAUAAUGAGAGUCAUUGCAUACUUCCGUCAUGGUUGAAUGAUAAAUCAUAUUCCAAAAAAUCGAAUGUUAAAGUUAUCAAAUCAAUGUAUUAUGGACACAACACACCUUCCAUCAAUCCAAUUAUCUAUAUAAAAAUGAUCCAUGAUUUAUACACCUAUUACAAAGAACAUUUAUUUGACAAAUACCCAUUAAUAGUCAACACUAAUGGUUGGUUUAAAGGGCUAGGUAUAUAUCUAUUGGCGCAGAUUAUACAUACCAUCAAACCUGACACUGUUUUUCAAGUAGUUUUAGCAGACGGUGUAGCACUUGGCAAUGAAAAUGACAAGUCGAUUAAGGAUAUCAUGUCACAUGAUAGAUCGAUUCUCACCUUUUUGAGAUCAUGCGCUAGAUUCGUUCUUAAUGAUGGAACGGGUUUAAGCGAAACUACGAUAAAUGAUUGGCACGUUGAUAAGCCUUUCACCGAUUAUCAGUUCAUAAUGGAGAAAAGAAAAUCACUUAUUCAAUCGCAGGAUUUCAAGAAAAUAACUAGUAUCCAAAAUCGAGCAUUGCUUAUAGCUUGCUAUUUCGCCAAACUAAGACAUCCAAGCUUAAUACCUAGAAAGUUUUACACAGGUUGGAUGCAAACUAUCAAACCAAUCGAUUUUGCAUUCAAGCAAAUCCUUUCGAUUAGUUUACUGCCUAAAAAAUGUUAUCUAACAUCAAGAUCAUCGGCUGAAAAUUUUCAAUUGAAAGCAUCAAUUGAAGAAUGUUUGACGCAUAAAUUGAUUGGAUUGGGCUACAUUACGCAAACCAAACAUGAUAAUGACGACAUUGAUAAUACAUUGUCCGCCAAAAUAGAUUAUCAACUCAAUGCAAACCACGCACUCGUUGGAUUAGGUGUAGUUAAAGAAAUUAAUUUUGAAGAACAGGUUAUUUCUAUAUGGACACCUAUAUCAAACGAUGAAAUAGAUCAAAUUAAUUAUAUGAUAUUAGGGACGAUUGAACUUCCUUCUGAAAUUUGUGAACUAAAUUUGGGGCAAAAAACGUCAAAUGAGUCCAUAUUUAAGAGGAAAAAUAAACGUUGCGCGUCUCUAAAUAGCUUGAAAAAAAGUGAACAUGAUAAUAAUAAAAAUUUGAAUCAUCAAAUGGAAUUGGAUGAUUCGCAAAGAAUGCUUUAUAAAGUUUUAAGUACACCGGUUAAAAUGAAACGUACGGAUCCAAAUAAGAAAAGAAUUCAAAAUAAAUUCUCAAGAAAAAUCAUAAAUAUUUAAAUAUUCUUUUAUGCAAUGUAUAUUUUAUUUUUUGUAGAUUUGUAUUAUAACGUUUUCUUUUUUAUUAUAUGUGCCAAUUAAA
Molecule: messenger RNA, 2577 nt
Organism: Gordionus sp. m RMFG-2023
Lineage: Eukaryota; Metazoa; Nematomorpha; Gordioida; Chordodea; Parachordodidae
Product: polynucleotide 5'-hydroxyl-kinase nol9-like
Exons: 10
Coding region: 21-2495 (824 amino acids)
Biological process (GO): cleavage in ITS2 between 5.8S rRNA and LSU-rRNA of tricistronic rRNA transcript (SSU-rRNA, 5.8S rRNA, LSU-rRNA)
Cellular component (GO): nucleus
Molecular function (GO): polynucleotide 5'-hydroxyl-kinase activity
Source: RefSeq, a predicted model, not a curated record